CUCCAAAAGUAAGAUUCCCUCAUUACCAGCUGAGAGCAAUAACCCCCGCCCCGCAUUCUAGAUCACGGACGCGUUUUUUCUAGCCCUUCUAGGAUCUGGUUGGAGGAGAGAAGUCGAGGCGAUCAAGCUUUCUGCCGCUGUUCGAGACUACGAGGUCCUUAGCUAAGGGAUCAAGAACUACCGUGUUUUUUGGAUUUACUGUCUUUUUCGUGCGCCUCUCAGGGAGCUUUCCUUAGAUUCACCCGAAAACUGGCGGCUUUAAUUCUGGACUUGGAAUUAGACCCCUCCUCCUGUUCCCUGGGGGAAUCUUUUUGGAGCGAAGGAGAUCUUCCUAGGCUUGGAAAUACACUCUCCUCCCGCUCUGUGGAGCGACUCUCUUUGGAUCUAAGGCGACUUUUUAUUUUUAUUUCCUCUUUCUCUCUCCUCCCCGCCUUUCAGUCUUCCUAGUUCCCCCCUCCUCCCGCAAGGAAAUAUUUCUUACCCAUCUUUUGGGAAGAUCCUUCUCAGAGCCGGUUGGUUGGUAAAUUUGGAGCGGGGCAAGGAAAGGCGGGGACCAUCGCCUGCCCCCUGGAGGUUUAUUUCGAGGCUGGUGGUGGAAGGAGAGAGAGAGAGAGAGAUCGACCUCUUUCAAAAACAAGCAAACCUAAAACCUGUUUUCCGAUAGAGCAUCUCAGCCGAAGCGGCGGCUCUCCCUCGGAGAUCUGCUGCUGCUGCUAUUUUCCACCGUCUGCUUUUUUUAAACAUUUAUUUGGUAUCCCCUGUUCUACACACGGUCGAAGGAGAAAGAAACCAAUCUUGCUUGUGCCACCAAAAACCCACCUCUUGGAUUUUGCUGCCGCUGCCAUCGCCAUGGCCCGUCCAGCGGCCCAGAGCAGCCCGGCACCCAGCCCCAUGCUCUCGUCUCCUCCUCUGGGACUAGCCAGCCCAAGUUCUGCCAUGGCCAGUCUCAAGAGCCUCCUUCAGGGGCCGGUCAAGAGUCCCGAACGCCGUGGGGCCAAGGACCUGGGCGCAUGUGUGAUCAAAGACAAGGAGCGCAAGAUGGAGGAUGAGCUGAGCAUUUCGCGACCAGGCCACUGUGCAUACCUGGGUUCUCUCCUGUGGGAACGCACACUGCCCUACAAUGAGAUUGAAUACGUCGAUUUGGAUGAAUUCUUGCUGGAAAACGGUUUGCCACCAAGUCCAGCCCAUCAGCCCUUUUCACCAGGUAGUCAGCCCACCGCCUCACCUUCCAGUGGGGUCGUGGUGGACCUCAGUCGUCCAGCCUCUUGUGCGUCUUCGUCUUCCGUCUGCUCAUCAUCUGGGGAAGGCCUGGUGGGCAGCGAUUAUGACCACCACUGCAGCAAGACAGGUCCCAUCACACCUGCGUCCCGGAGUACCCCCAGCCCAGUGGACCCUGAGGCAGUGGAGGUCCUCAUGAACUUCGACCCGGACCCCGCUGACUUGGCACUGUCCAGCAUUCCUGGCCAUGAGACCUUUGACCCCCGCAAACAUCGGUUUUCUGAAGAAGAGCUUAAACCCCAACCCAUCAUGAAAAAGGCACGGAAGAUACAAGUUCCGGAUGAUCAGAAGGAUGAGAAAUACUGGAACAGGCGGUACAAGAACAAUGAGGCGGCAAAACGGUCGCGGGAUGCCCGCCGCCUGAAAGAGAACCAGAUCACUGUCCGGGCAGCCUUCCUGGAGAAGGAGAACGCCGUCCUGCGCCAAGAGGUGGCCAACAUCCGCCAGGAACUGACCCGUUACCGCAGCAUCCUCUCCAAGUACGAAUCGCAGCAUGGCACCUUGUAAAACCUGCGGCAGGGAAGCUGCGUUCUUCUCCACCGUCCACCACAAGGUGGUGGGGCCACCCUGGUUUUUCAACCCUGACCCCCGUCUUCCCGAACCGGGCAAACAGAUAUUCAAACAGAUGUUUGGAACGAGGGGAAAGGUCCACGGCGGGUGAUGCCCACAUGCGGGGACUACCAUGGUCCAGGUGCAUGACAGAAGAGAUAAGAUUUCCUGGGUUGGCUCGUGCCGAUCCCUUGCCAAGAAAGGGGCAGUGAAAUCCGAGACGUUGAACUGGGCUUCGUAGGCACAUGGAACACACCGCGAAUGCACAAGGGCUCUGUAGCACGUUGGAAGAUGUAUUGCGCACACACACACAGGCAGACACACAGGCAGACACACACACCCAGACACACACACACACGGGUUUGACUCGCUGGCAGACUUUUCUAUUUGAAGGGCAGAAUCCAGUCGCGGACUUCCGCUUCUGCUCACCUCUGUCAUAUGUGGCAUUUGGGGCAUUGACAUGGCUGUCCCAGGAGGCAUGUCAGGAUCCCUGGGUUUGCUCUCCUCCUCCUUUCUGACAGCAGGUGCAUCGUUUUUCUGCAGAUGUUUGCACACAACAAUCCUUGCUCAUCUCUACUGUUGACUCUUUGUCUGAGGUGGUGGUGAAGGACACAAAAGGCAACAGGUAUGGAACCCAGGUGGGCACGGAAUCCAGGUGCCCUGGGCUCCCAUCAGACCACUAGGCUCUGCCAUGCCAUGCCCUUCAUAAGAGAACCCAGGAGUCCUGGCACCCCAAAAAGAAGAUAGGAGGGUGUCCUUCCUUUGGACUCCAGUAAACUUCUGACUUUUCUUCUGCCUAUGGAAUGCCAAAUUAAAAAAAAAACCAAACGGGUUGCACACUCAUAUUUUUCCACCGUUGAAUGAAAAUAGGCUUUGUGUCAGAGGGCAGGUGUAGGGGUUGCUAGUUUAAUUCCUAUGAUUCUCGUAUUAUACCUGUUUUUAGUUAAAAGGCAAGCAGUGCUUUCUGUUCCCCCUCCGCCUUCCUCAUGUUUUGUGUCCAGCGCUGUCCGAUGUGGUCAUAUGUACAGACGUGAAAAACAAGCAAACACAAAACCUCAUUGGUGACCCUCCAUAAAUAUGAACAUAUAUAUAAAUAGGUAAUUUUCUUUUUGUUAAAUAAAGUAUAUAUAUAUGUAUAUAUAUGUAUGUAUAGACUCCAGGAGAGACUCGAGAGAUUAAACUAUGUUCUUCUAUUGGGGAAA
Molecule: messenger RNA, 3029 nt
Organism: Varanus komodoensis (Komodo dragon)
Lineage: Eukaryota; Metazoa; Chordata; Lepidosauria; Squamata; Varanidae
Gene: DBP
Product: D-box binding PAR bZIP transcription factor
Exons: 4
Coding region: 850-1785 (311 amino acids)
Biological process (GO): regulation of transcription by RNA polymerase II
Cellular component (GO): nucleus
Molecular function (GO): RNA polymerase II cis-regulatory region sequence-specific DNA binding; DNA-binding transcription factor activity, RNA polymerase II-specific
Source: RefSeq, a predicted model, not a curated record